Dictyostelium discoideum AX4 is the source of this 2586-nucleotide messenger RNA. RefSeq names its product alpha actinin (gene abpA). NCBI's taxonomy places the organism in Eukaryota, Evosea, Eumycetozoa, Dictyosteliales, Dictyosteliaceae. Gene Ontology annotation, molecular function: calcium ion binding. Gene Ontology annotation, cellular component: contractile vacuole; phagocytic vesicle; cytoplasm. Bases 1 to 2586 code for a protein of 861 amino acids. The transcript is spliced from 3 exons. The record is from RefSeq and is a predicted model, not a curated record.
AUGUCAGAAGAACCAACCCCAGUUUCAGGUAAUGACAAACAACUCUUGAACAAAGCUUGGGAAAUUACCCAAAAAAAAACUUUCACAGCAUGGUGUAAUUCACAUUUACGUAAACUUGGAUCAUCAAUUGAACAAAUUGAUACAGAUUUUACUGAUGGUAUUAAAUUAGCUCAAUUAUUAGAAGUUAUUUCAAAUGAUCCAGUAUUUAAAGUAAACAAAACACCAAAAUUAAGAAUUCAUAAUAUCCAAAAUGUUGGUCUCUGUUUAAAACAUAUUGAAUCACAUGGUGUUAAAUUGGUUGGUAUUGGUGCUGAAGAGUUAGUUGAUAAAAACUUAAAGAUGACUUUGGGUAUGAUUUGGACAAUCAUUCUUCGUUUUGCCAUUCAAGAUAUUUCAAUUGAAGAAUUGAGUGCCAAAGAAGCCCUUUUACUUUGGUGUCAAAGAAAGACCGAAGGUUAUGACCGUGUUAAAGUUGGUAAUUUCCAUACCUCAUUCCAAGAUGGUCUUGCCUUUUGUGCUCUCAUCCAUAAACAUAGACCAGAUUUAAUCAACUUUGACUCUUUAAACAAAGAUGAUAAAGCUGGUAACUUACAAUUGGCUUUUGAUAUUGCCGAAAAAGAAUUGGAUAUCCCAAAGAUGUUGGAUGUUUCCGAUAUGCUCGAUGUCGUUCGUCCAGAUGAAAGAUCAGUCAUGACCUACGUCGCUCAAUACUACCAUCACUUUUCUGCCUCUAGAAAAGCUGAAACCGCCGGUAAACAAGUUGGUAAAGUUUUAGAUACCUUUAUGUUGUUAGAACAAACCAAAUCUGAUUAUCUUAAAAGAGCCAAUGAACUCGUUCAAUGGAUUAACGAUAAACAAGCAUCACUUGAAUCACGUGAUUUUGGUGAUUCCAUCGAAUCUGUUCAAAGUUUCAUGAACGCUCAUAAAGAAUAUAAAAAAACCGAAAAACCACCAAAGGGUCAAGAAGUCUCUGAAUUGGAAGCUAUCUACAAUUCAUUACAAACUAAAUUACGUUUAAUUAAACGUGAACCAUUUGUUGCACCAGCUGGUCUCACUCCAAAUGAAAUCGAUUCCACUUGGUCCGCUUUAGAGAAAGCUGAACAAGAACAUGCUGAAGCCCUCCGUAUUGAACUCAAACGUCAAAAGAAAAUUGCAGUUCUCUUACAAAAAUACAAUCGUAUUCUCAAGAAACUCGAAAACUGGGCCACCACCAAAUCUGUCUACCUCGGUUCCAAUGAAACCGGUGACAGUAUCACUGCUGUUCAAGCUAAAUUAAAGAAUUUAGAAGCUUUUGAUGGUGAAUGUCAAUCAUUGGAAGGUCAAUCAAACUCUGAUCUCCUCAGCAUUCUUGCUCAAUUAACUGAACUCAACUACAAUGGUGUACCAGAACUCACUGAACGUAAAGAUACAUUCUUUGCUCAACAAUGGACUGGUGUUAAAUCAUCUGCUGAAACCUACAAAAACACUCUUUUAGCUGAACUUGAAAGACUCCAAAAGAUUGAAGACUCAUUGGUCGAAUUCGCCAAGAGAGCCGCUCAAUUAAAUGUUUGGAUUGAAGCUGCCGAUGAUCAUGUAUUUGAUCCAAUCAAUGUUGACUCUGUUCAAGGUGUCCAAGAAAUUCAAGAGAAAUUCGACGCUUUCCUCCACGAUCAAUCACAACAAUUCGCUGAAUUGGAAGCCCUCGCUGCUUUAACUCAACAACUCCGUGAACUCGGUCGUUCUGAAAACGAUUAUUCAGUCAUUUCAUACGAUGAACUCUCUGCCAAAUGGAAUAAUUUAUUGGCUGGUAUUGAAGAACGUAAAGUUCAACUCGCCAAUGAACUCACCACUCAAACCAACAACGAUGUUCUUUGCCAAUCAUUCUCUGUUAAAGCAAAUGAAAUUUCAGAUUAUGUCCGUGUUACUUUAGAUGCCAUCUCACAAAACACUUCAUCAGAUCCACAAGAACAAUUAAACAAUAUCCGUGCUAUCAUCACCGCUCAUGCUGAAAAGAAACCAGAACUCGAUGAAUUAUACACCAUUGCUUCUCAACUCGAAGAAGCUCAAGUUGUCGAUAACAAACAUACUCAACACAGUUUAGAAUCAAUUAAAUUAAAAUGGGAUAAACUCAAUACACUCGCUAAAAAGAAUGAACAAGUUGUUGAAGGUGAAAUUCUUGCUAAACAAUUAACUGGUGUUACUGCUGAAGAAUUAAGUGAAUUUAAAGCCUGCUUCUCACAUUUCGAUAAGGACAACGAUAACAAAUUAAAUCGUCUUGAAUUCUCCUCUUGCUUGAAGAGUAUCGGAGAUGAAUUAACUGAAGAACAAUUAAAUCAAGUCAUCAGUAAAAUCGAUACCGAUGGUAAUGGUACCAUUUCAUUCGAAGAAUUUAUUGAUUACAUGGUUUCAUCACGUAAAGGUACAGACAGCGUUGAAUCAACUAAAGCUGCAUUCAAAGUUAUGGCUGAGGAUAAAGAUUUCAUUACUGAAGCUCAAAUUCGUGCUGCUAUCUCUGAUUCUAAACAAAUUGAUUAUUUACUCGCCAGUAUGCCAGCUGUUGAAGGUGGUUUUGACUACAAUUCAUUUGCUGAAAAAUUAUACCAAUAA